AAAAUGCGGCGUGGACUACAUUUCCCAGCAUGCACCUGGCCCGCUCGCUUCCUCGCAGCGGUGAUGCUGAUGAUGGAGUGUUUUCGCUUGCGGUGCUGGAGUUGUGAUGGGUCUUCUGGAGUUCGUCUCUGAUCGUCAUGCUUCCCGGGGUCCUUUACUCGCUGCUGGCGGGUUUUCUCGGCGCGGUCGCGUCCUCCUCCGCCAAACUGUCCCUCGGCACAGACUACCUGAAGGGCGUCUGUGAGACGGGACUGCGCACCUGGGGCGAGCAGAGGAGAUUCACGCACCACCACGACACGAGCGCCUGCGACUGGCUGCACAUCCCUCUCCGACUGCUGUGUGGAGGUCUGCUGUUCACCUGCAACGCUGUGAUGUGGACGUUCCUGGCCAAAGCUCUCCGCAGCUCGUGCUCGUCAACCCGCACCACUGUGACCACCACCGCCUCCAACUUCAUCUCCUCUGCAUUUCUGGGGCAGCUAAUAUUCGGGGAGACGCACAUGGCCCUGUGGUGGGUGGGCAUCUCUCUUACUCUCUCUGGUCUUCUGGUGCUUCAUCACACGUCGCCCAACCUCACCCAAUCACACGACAGCAAGAGAGAAUGAAGUCACAGCGCGUUUAUAUUAUUAGAUGAGUUCAGUGUGUUUAAUAAGCAUAUGUGAGCCUGGACCACAAAAGCAUUAUAGUCAUAAGGGUCAAUUUUCCAAUGAUGUAUGGUUUUUUUAUGACAAUAUUUAGCUGAGAUAAAACUAUUUGAAAAUCUGGAAUCUGAGGGUGCAAAAUAAAUAAAUAAAUAAGAUAAUCACCUUUAAAGUUCUCCAAAUAAAGUUCUAAGCCAUGCAUAUUACUAAUCAAAAAUUAUCUUUUGAUAGUUUGACAGUAGGAAAUUUACAAAAUAUAUUCAUGGAACAUGAUCUUCACUUAAUAUUCUAAUGAUAAAUCUAUAAUUUUGA
Molecule: messenger RNA, 950 nt
Organism: Carassius carassius (crucian carp)
Lineage: Eukaryota; Metazoa; Chordata; Actinopteri; Cypriniformes; Cyprinidae
Product: transmembrane protein 42-like
Exons: 3
Coding region: 138-602 (154 amino acids)
Source: RefSeq, a predicted model, not a curated record